AUGUGUUUGUGUUGAGAUUGUGUUAGUUAGUUAGCUAAAGUACUGUUAGUUUCCUAUACAAGUGUCAAGAAGCGUUUAUUGUCAUUUCAAGAAGUGAAUAUGUAGCUGACGCAGUACACAGUGACAUGAAACCACGUUUCUCCAGGACCCUGGUGCUACAAGUAGGUUGUCCUAGCCACGAAAAGUGCAUGGUGUGAAACCUAGUGCAAAUAGUGCAUGACAAAACAGGACAUAAAAUAUAACAAAGCGCCGACCAGUAUACAGUCUGUAUUGACCAUUGUGCAUACAGUAGCAGCAGUUGGUGGCAGCAUGUAAACAGUGUUUAUGUGAAUGGUGUUGUAAACAUAGUGUGUCAAUAUACAUGUACCAAACCAUCUACCAAAACAUUCCUCAGGAUGUUUGGUAUCAAAUGAUUUAAUAUUUCAUCAUGAGCAAUAUGGUGAAAUAUCAUGUAAGUUUAUGAAAUAAUAUUUGCAGUAUAUGCUUUUAAAUAUUGCAGUGUGUGUGUGUGUGUCCUCUCUCUCACACACACCCCCACACAUACUGGAGCCACUUUGUCUACACCGGCAACAUUUUGCCAUUGUUUCACAAAAUCAUUCCCAGAGACUGAAUUAGCAUGUAACACCUUGGGGAGAAUUCACCAGGUUGGGGGUCCAUCCUCCCAUACAAUCCAUCGUGUCUGUCCCAUUUGAUACUCUGGCCAUUAUGCACUACAAAGAAGUGCAUAGGCUAUAAGUAGGGUAUGAGAGUUAGACUAGAGGAGAUCUUGGUGAAGAGACUGUGCUAUCUAGUCUCAAGGAAGGCUCUUAGAUCUGAUCUUGUUCUCACUCCAAGGCUGUUAAAAAUUGAUUUGAUAUUAUAUAUAUAUUGGGUCAGCUCAUUUCACUGUGCUGAUGGACUUCAUCAUGGUGGUCAGUCAGGUCCACAUAAGGAGAAGGCUGCUGUUAGCCAGCUUUCUCCUUCUCUCUGUCUAUGGACAAACUUCAGGACCAUAUUUUAUGGUGACCUUUCCUGCAGUAAUAGAGUCUGGCUUUCGUGCAGUAUUCUGUGCGAGUCUUCUGAAGCCUAAUGAGACUUUGCAAAUGAGCGUUUAUCUGGUUCAUGGCAACCAGAGUAGAACUCUUUUUCAAGAGACAGUGGAAAAGGACCUUCACCACUGCUUUGAUUUUGAGGCUCCACAGGUAGAGGGUGAAUCAGUGCAGGAGAUUAAAGUAGAAAUCAAAGGGGAAAGUUUUAAGAUGACAGAGAUAAGGAAAGUGAUGUUUAAAUCCUUUGUCACAUUGACUUUUAUCCAGACUGAUAAACCCAUCUACAAUCCAGGCCAAACAGUGAAUUUCAGAAUUGUCUCUACGGAUUCUCAUUUAGUCCCACUUAAACAAAAGUACAGCACAGUGUUUCUUCAGGAUAGUAAUCAUAACAGAAUUGGUCAGUGGACAAAUGUGUCCUCGCCAGGUCUGAUACUGCAGCUUUCUCAUGAGCUAAAUCCUGAAGCUCCACAGGGAGAAUAUCAGUUAACUGCUGAGAUUGGAGACAGGUUGAUCCCACACCAAUUUAAAGUGAAAAAGUAUAUUUUACCCAAGUUUGAGGUUACAUUAAAAGCACCUGAAAAACACAGCAUUGGUGAGGAGGAAGUGAAGCUAGAAGUUUGUGGAAAGUACACUUAUGGACAACCAGUGCCUGGUCAAGCAGUGGUUCAGGUGUGCCGGCGAUUUAGGCAGCAUUUUUAUGAGCCACAUAUGAUUUCACCCUGUCUGAGUGAGACUGUGGAGAUGGGUCAAAAUGGCUGUGCAUUUCUUGUCAUCAAUAUAUCAACCUUCAUGAAUACUGAAUUUGAAAAUAAAUUGGAUGAUCAACUUCAACUUACUACUACACUCACAGAGGAUGGAACAGGUAUUUCCAUGAUGAAAUCUGAUGGGAUAAGACUUUCUUUCCAAAUUGGUAAAGUGGAAAUCCUUGAUUCACCAAAAAACUUUGAACGGGAAAAAUCUAUAGAAGGAAGAAUUAAAGUUACUACCUUCAGUGGAACACCAAUUCCUAACAAGAAGGUGUAUCUAUCAGAAGGUGAAUGGUGGUCUCAAACGUUACUACUCAAUCUUACCACAGACAGUAAUGGCUUGGCAAACUUCUCAGUCCCUUCACCUGAACAUCCUAAAACAGAAAUAAUAUUGAGGGCAAGUGUCAAUCCGGAGGAAAAAUACCACCAAUACAAAACACCAUUCUUUUCAACUGCAGAAAAACGUAUACAGCUGCUCCAACCUGCUACAUCUUACAGUCCCGUGUUCAGUGAACUUUCAAUAGAGAGCUCAGAGGAACCGUUUAAAUGUGAUGCUGAAAUUACCAUUACCAUUAACUACUAUAUUGUUGGGGAAACUACUGAAAGUCACAGUAUUGAUCUUAUGUACAUUGUCUUAUCUAAAGGAGCCAUUGUCCAUCAUGGACAUGAGACAGUUGAAGUGGAAGAGUCUACAGAUGUCAGAAAAGGAAAAGUCUCAUUUAAACUAUCUGUUCAGGCUGAGCUGGCUCCCGUAGUGCAGGUUGUGGUGUACUCUGUCCUGCCCAGUGAGAACAUCAUCGUUGCUAGCAAGAAUUUUGAUGUUGAAAAAUGUUUCAGAAAUAAGGUUUCGCUACAGUUUUCUCCCUCCAAGUCAGUUCCAGGUGAGAAGAACAAUCUCGAGGUCUCAGCUCAUCCUGGAUCACUGUGUGGCCUCAGUGCUGUGGAUCAGAGUGUGUUCAUCCUGGAAUCUGUAAACCACCUUAACGCUGAAAAGAUAUUUAAUUUGUUACCAUUGGCAUCGGUAUCAAGUUAUCCCUAUACAGUUGAAGAUCAGCAAGAGUGCUUGCAUGUUAGACCCCAGAGGGAUGUACGGGUUGACCAUGUUUACAGUACAUUAAAGGGAGUGGGGCUGAAGAUGGCAACAAAUUUGGUUGUUAGACACCCUCGUUGUUUGGUGUACAAAGGCGUGCAUUAUCAUCGUGAACCUCUAUUUGUUGCAUACAGGACAAAUUUGGGUCUUCCAAUUGCAUUAGCAGAGUUUUCUAAAAUACAGGAACCCAUCGAGACAGUUCGUAAAUUCUUUCCAGAAACUUGGAUAUGGCAACUUCUUGAAGUUGGAGACUCUGGAUCAGUACAGCUUCCUGUCACUGUUCCUGACACCAUCACCACUUGGGAGACAGAGGCAUUCUGCGUAUCCUCUAAGGGUCUGGGUCUGGCCCCUCCUGUUCAGCUCACUGUGUUUCAGCCCUUCUUCCUGGAGCUCUCGUUGCCCUACUCCAUUAUCCGGGGAGAGGUUUUUGAGCUGAAGGCCACUGUCUUCAAUUAUCUUUCCAAAUGCAUUAUGGUUAAAGUGACCCCAGCCCCUUCCUCGGAUUACACUCUGGAACCAUCUUCUGAGGGCGAGUAUUCAUCCUGCCUUUGUGCAAAUGGAAGAAAGACCUUCAAGUGGACUCUAAUCCCCUCUGUGCUUGGAGUCGUGAAUGUGACCGUGAGUGCAGAGGCAGAACAAUCCCAGACUGUGUGUGAUAAUGAGAUUGUGAGUGUUCCAGAGAGAGGCCGUAUUGACACAGUUACACGAAGCCUCAUUGUACAGGCUGAAGGAAGUGAAAAGACAAAGAGCCAAAGCUGGUUGUUAUGCCCGCAAGGCAACAGUGUUUCAGAGGAAUUGGAGCUGACUCUUCCUGAGGAUGUAAUAGAGGGAUCAGCACGAGCUUCUGUUUCAGUGCUUGGAGACAUACUUGGCCGUGCAUUAAAAAAUCUGGAUGGACUGCUAAAGAUGCCAUAUGGCUGUGGAGAACAAAACAUCGCUAUCCUUGCCCCCAAUAUCUACAUUCUUCAGUAUCUAGAGAACACUGAGCAACUCACCUCAGAUAUCCGUGAGAGGGCUACUGGUUUUCUAAAGAGUGGAUACCAGAGGCAGCUAAACUAUAAGCAUAUUAGUGGUGGAUAUAGCACAUUUGGCAGGGGAGAGGAGAACACAUGGUUAACUGCUUUUGUAUUGAGGACUUUUGGCAAAGCACAACAUUUCAUUUUUAUUGAUCCAGACAUCAUUAACAGUGCAAAGCAAUGGCUCAUAAAUAUGCAGAGAUCAGGUGGCUGUUUCAUACAACAGGGAAAUCUGUUCAAUAAUAGAAUGAAGGGUGGUGUAAAUGAUGAAGUGACCAUUACUGCCUACAUCACUGCAGCAUUCCUUGAAUUGGGCAUUACAGAUCCUGUUGUGAAUAAAGGGCUGUUGUGCCUAAAAUCUUCUGUUGGUAACCUGACAAACACCUACACCACUGCACUCUUGGCCUACACUUUCAGUCUGGCUGGAGAGAAGGAAAUUCGAGAGCAGCUACUAAAAGGGUUGGAUAAUGUUGCUAUUGUUGGAGUUGGUCAUCUUCACUGGUCUCAGUCAGCAUUAGAGGAGUCCGGCUCAUUGUCAGUGGAAAUCAGCUCCUAUGUGCUGCUCGCUGUUCUCACUACAGGCCAACUCACUGCUGCUGAUUUGGGCUAUGCUAAUAGGAUAGUCAGCUGGCUGGUGAAGCAGCAAAAUCCCUACGGAGGCUUUUCUUCCACCCAGGACACAGUGGUGGCUCUCCAAGCUCUAGCUCUGUAUUCCACUAAAGUAUUCAGCUCAGAAGGCUCUAGCACAGUAACUGUAAAGUCAGCAGAUGGAGACGGUCACAACUUUGAUGUGAACCAGAACAACAAGUUACUGUACCAAGAAAGAUCAUUGCAGGAUGUUCCUGGCAAAUUCAGCAUUGAUGUGAAGGGCUCCACCUGCGUGUCAGUGCAGACAGCACUUUUCUACAAUGUCCCCACACCUACUGAAAUCAGUACACUGAACAUUUUAGCGAAGACUGAGGGAAACUGCACAAAAUCAUUUGGUCACACUUUGAAAAUUGAGUUCUCUGUCCUAUAUAAUGGGGAACUAAACAGCACUAACAUGAUCAUAGUGGAUAUAAAACUCUUAUCAGGGUUCACAGCAGAUCCUGGUGAACUACAAACCCAAUUUAUGGUUAACAGAGUUGAUUCCAAGGAUGACCAUAUUAUCAUGUAUAUAGAAGAGCUAAAAAGGGAUAAUCCUAUCAGCUAUUAUCUACACAUUAAACAAAUGCUGCCUGUCAAGAAUCUCAAGCCAGCUGUGAUCAAAGUUUAUGAUUACUACCAAACAAAUGACCAGUCUGAGACGAAGUACACCUCCCCCUGUGUCUAAGCUUCCAAAUCUGCAUUAAAGAUUCAGAAAAUCUCUGGAUAUCUUCUGUGUGUCGUGUUUUGCCUUUAAAAACAAAAUGAAAUUUCCAAUGCAAUAUAUAUAUAUAUAUAUAUAUAUAUAUAUAUAUAUAUAUAUAUAUAUAUAUAUAUGUAUACUGAUUAGCUGUAACAUUUUGACCAUCUGCUUAAUAUUGUGUUGGUCCCCCUUUUGCUCAUGUGCCCAUUGUUGCCGCUUUCAGCAGUGCACGGGGUCAUUAUGGGCACCCUGACUGGUCUGCAGCUAUGCAGUCGCAUACGCUGUGAUGCACUGUUUGUAACUGUAUUCUGACACCUUUCUCUCAGAACCAGCAUUAACUUCUUCAGCAAUUCUUAUAUAUGUUGUAUAUGAUUGAUCCAAACACAUGGAAUAUAAUGAUGUACUCAUGCUUUAUGCAUAACUGUAGCAAUUUGCCCUCACAGUGUAAGCAGUCACAAUAGGAACUAACCAUUUUAUUGUAACUAAAAUACAAGCUCUUAUUGAGUCAGUCAUUUAGUUCAAUCCAUGAACAGCUGUUUGUUUGCAUGUGGUCCACUUUGUCAGUAAAGCUGAAUUUUCCUGCAUCCAAACAAAUGUAUACAGUGCCUUGCUUUGAUUCAUCUCCCCUGAAACUUUGUCUUCUGAAUAAAAUAAAUUUUCUCUUGAAGUCUUGCCAA
Messenger RNA from Hemibagrus wyckioides, 5884 nucleotides. Its product is annotated as alpha-2-macroglobulin-like. The coding region runs from base 894 to 5192 and encodes 1432 amino acids. Gene Ontology annotation, molecular function: endopeptidase inhibitor activity. NCBI's taxonomy places the organism in Eukaryota, Metazoa, Chordata, Actinopteri, Siluriformes, Bagridae. The transcript is spliced from 35 exons. Gene Ontology annotation, cellular component: extracellular region. The record is from RefSeq and is a predicted model, not a curated record.